Dictyostelium discoideum AX4 is the source of this 816-nucleotide messenger RNA. RefSeq lists its product as hypothetical. The transcript has 3 exons. The coding region runs from base 1 to 816 and encodes 271 amino acids. Gene Ontology annotation, molecular function: oxidoreductase activity; zinc ion binding; ferrous iron binding. NCBI's taxonomy places the organism in Eukaryota, Evosea, Eumycetozoa, Dictyosteliales, Dictyosteliaceae. The record is from RefSeq and is a predicted model, not a curated record.
AUGUCAAAAUUAUUUAAUUCAAUCUUUAUUUCUCAUGGAGCACCAAAUCUUAUCUUAGAUCAUUCGGAUAAAACAAGAGAAUUUUUAAAAACAUUAUCAAAAAAUCAUUAUGGUUCAGUAAAACCAAAAGCAGUUUUAUUAAUAUCUGCGCAUUGGGAAGAAAGAGAAUUUACAAUUCAAACUAAACCAGAACCAGAUGUAAUUUAUGAUUUCGGUGGAUUUGAACCAGAGAUGUACAGAAUGAAGUAUCCAGCAAAAACAUCACCAGAAUUAAUUGAUAGAGUAUCAGAAUUAUUUGCAAAAGCAAAGAUACCAUUAGGAAAAGAUAAUAAACGUGGAUAUGAUCAUGGUGCUUGGAUGCCAAUGAAAUUGGUAUAUCCAGAAGCUGAUGUACCAAUAGUUCAAUUAUCUAUAAAAGAAAAUUUAAAUGCUGCUCAACAUUUUCAAAUUGGUACAAUUUUAAGACCAUUAAGAGAAGAAGGUUAUUUAGUUUUAGCUAGUGGUGGAUCUGUUCAUAAUUUAAGAGCAAUUUUUGAUCCAAAAUAUCAUUUAGAUCCAUCUUGGGCUUCAAAUUUUGAAGCAUGGUUACAAAAUACAAUUUGUGAAAAGAGUGGUAAAGAACGUGAGGAUGAACUUUUAAAAUAUGAAAGUUUACCAUAUUAUAAACUUGCACAUCCACGUUCUGAACAUUUAAUACCAGUUUUUGUAGCAGCCGGUUGUGCAUCACCAGAUUCAAAAGGUGUUAGAGUACAUGAUUUUUGGAAAACACCAGUUUUUAGUGUUUCAAGUUAUUUAUUCAGUGAACCAAACAAUUAA